AUGCUGCUGGCGUCAGCGGUGCUGGUUACGGGCUGGAUCCGCACGCAGUGGCCCUCGUCGCCGCACUGGCGAACGCCCUUCUUCCUCGCUGCCACCGCACUGAUGCACGCUCUCGACCUGUGGGCGACAACCCGCUGCGUGCCCAGUCAGGUGAGCAGGCGCCCGCAACGCCUUGGUCUCGUCAGGCGGGUUUACGUGAUGGCGUACGCCUUUGCAACGGCCGAGUGCAUCGUCUUGCGACACUGGUAUUGGACCUAUGACCUGUCGAACUGGUUCCCAUACCCCAUCGUAUGGCCGCUGAGUUGGAUCAUGGUCGUGGGUGGCCAGCUCGUGCGCGUGCUAGCCAUUCUGCAUGGCGGGCCAUCGUAUCCGCUCGGCGAGAAACGCCGCUGCUGCCGCAGCCGCCACGACAGCGUCGACGCAGAUCACCAGCUCGUUACAACAGGCAUUUACGGCUGGAUACGGCAUCCGGCCUACUUUGGCUACUUCUGGUGGGCGAUUGGCACGCAGCUCAUCCUCGCGAAUCGCAUGUCACUACUGGCGUUCGUGAUAGUGCUAUGGAGCUUCUUUGCGGGCAGGAUCCAUGCCGAGGAGGAGGCACUGGUGCGCAGGCAUGGCAGCAGGUACGAGAACUACCAGCACCGAGUUGGCGUUUGGAUACCCUUCACAGGUAAUUAG
This is a messenger RNA of Microdochium trichocladiopsis, 678 nucleotides long. RefSeq names its product Isoprenylcysteine carboxyl methyltransferase family-domain-containing protein. Gene Ontology annotation, cellular component: membrane; endoplasmic reticulum. Lineage: Eukaryota; Fungi; Ascomycota; Sordariomycetes; Xylariales; Microdochiaceae. Bases 1 to 678 code for a protein of 225 amino acids. The transcript has a single exon. Gene Ontology annotation, molecular function: protein C-terminal S-isoprenylcysteine carboxyl O-methyltransferase activity. The record is from RefSeq and is a predicted model, not a curated record. Gene Ontology annotation, biological process: C-terminal protein methylation.